AUGGUUGCAUCCCAUGAAUUGCGCCCCAGUUUUGAAAACUCGCGUGGCCGGCAGGACCGGACUCAAACCAACCAGGAGAAAAAGUGUAAAGAGAUAAAUAUAUGUUGUGGAGGAGUGGAAGCGAGGAAAGGGGAGCGGGGCAGCCCCGUCAACACCUCCGCCGGCCCGGGUGGAGAGGAUGAGCUGAAAGCUGAGCUGAGGCGGCCGUGGCGAGCCAGUCAUCUGUCAUCUGUGGUCAUGCAGCGAGGCACUGAGGACUGGAGGCGUCGAGCGGGAUUCCUGCUGCUGAAUUGCGACCUUAGCGGGUCGAGCGGAGGAGGAGGCGAGCUGGACGGACCGGGGCCAAAUGAGGAUACUGCGCCUGCGCACGAACCCGAUGGCCUCUGCGGCGGCUGCUCCAGGGGGGGGAACAGCGACUCCCGCAGGUCAGACCGAGAUGCAGGGAAGCAGCAGCACUCCUUUGGGGGGGGCGGCCAGAGGAACCAGCACAGCAGGCCGUUCUUCUACGUGCAGCCGCCCUCGCAGCCCUACCAGCUGUACCCGCACUGGCCGCUAGGCGGCGCCUACCCGCCCUAUGGGAUGCCUGCAGGUUUUAAUUAUGGCCGUCCCUGCAUGCAGCCGUACCCCUACAUGCCCUACCCCGGCUUCGUUUUACCCCAGGCGCCCAUCUACCCCAUGGACUACCGGCGCAUGUUUGAGCCCCGCUUCCACGCCCCGGCCUGGGGCGACUCGCCCCGCCAGCAGCAGCAGCAGCAGGGCCACCGGCGCCGGGAGACGGCCUGCUCCGAGGCCCAGACGGAGCCCAGCGACGCCAUCACCAAGCUCCUCGAGUGCCUGGACAAGAUCCGGGCCUCCGACCUGCAGGGCGCCGACCGGGAGCUGGACUCGGGCAUGUUUUCUCCGGGGGAGGAUAAACACGGGGAGCAGGGCCGCGGCGUGCCCUCGGCCUCCGGCGACAGCUGCCUGGAGUCGACCUCCGCCACCCUCGGUGACCCGGAGUCCGGCCAGAUGCUGCUGGAGCCGCUGAGCCCCGGCGGCUGCUGGCUGGGAGGCCUGGAGGAGGAGCUCCCCCUCGACAGCUCCUCCGUCCACGAGGAGAGACGCUCGGCGUCGGACGGACACUUCCUUGUCGAGGAGAAGGACGCCGCCACGGAUGUCCAGUCAGAUUUGUCACUGAGCGACCCGGGCGCUGCCAGAGGCGAAGAGCUCCUGAAGGCAGCGCCGCCGCUGUCCCAUCGCGCCAGUCAGUCGUCGCCGGUGAAGGACGGCGACCUAUCGGAGGGCGACGGGAGCUGCCAGAUCCUCAAGCUUCCCUUCGACCCCGCGGCCGCCGAAGCCGGGCAGCUGUCGUCCUCGUCCGCCCCGUACUACUACAACUACCUCUCCAUGCAGACGACGCACGAGCGCAUGAGCGUGCUCAGCCCGUCGCUGGACGAGCUCUCCUCCCGGGACGAAGUGUUCUCCACCGACCUGGAAGACGUGGACCUCUUCCCCAAGGCCGUCUACGCCGGCCGCAGGCUGUCGGAGGUCAUCGGGUCACCGUCGGCGGCCCACGACGAGGAGGUGUGGCUGCCGCACCUGAAGGGCGUGGUGUGCGCCUGCUGCGGGAAAGGCCUGGCCAAGGGUCCGGGCCGGACCAGGGCCGGCGGCUCCAAGAUGUACUGGGACGACGGCGGCGACUCGGAGGACGACGGGCGCUUCGGCCGCGGCUGUGAGCGGCCCGUCAGGGUGGUGGUGAGGAAGCACGCCGCCCACAGGAAGGCCGCCGCCCCCCCGCCCAGGCACGCCGCCCGGCACUGGUGUAAGAGAGGCCAGUACCAGGAGGGAGCCGACGCCGCGGAGCCGGAGGGAAGCCGCGGCGCCUGCAAGCACGAGGCGGGCGGCGGCGAGUCUGCAGAGCUGGACGGAGGAGAGCAGCAGUGUCGGACCUGUCAAGACAGAGUCUGCAGAGAGAACCUGACCACGGCCGAGCAGAGCCGCUGGGCGGACGGAGACGUGGUCCCCAGGAGGAGACCGGCGACCCCCAUGCCGCGCCACGAGACGAGUGCUCAGUGGAAGCUGAUGUACCAAAGACCCAGAGAUGAAACCCGUGAAGAGCCACCGCAGUGGGAGAGAGGUAGUUUACCUCGUUUUAACGUCCCAGAUCUGUCG
Molecule: messenger RNA, 2151 nt
Organism: Cololabis saira (Pacific saury)
Lineage: Eukaryota; Metazoa; Chordata; Actinopteri; Beloniformes; Belonidae
Gene: buc
Product: bucky ball
Exons: 7
Source: RefSeq, a predicted model, not a curated record